AUGAAAACCCCGAUUUCGGGUUUCUACCGAAACCCCGUGAAAUUCAGAAUGCCAACUGCAGAGAACUUGGUUCCCAUUCGUUUGGAUAUCGAAAUCGAGGGGCAGAGAUACAAAGACGCAUUCACUUGGAAUCCUUCUGAUCCCGACUCCGAGGUUGUGGUCUUCGCAAAAAGGACUGUUAAAGACUUGAAGCUCCCUCCUGCUUUUGUAACACAAAUUGCUCAAUCUAUUCAAUCACAGCUCUUGGAGUUUAGAUCCUAUGAAGGCCAGGAUAUGUAUGCUGGGGAGAAGAUUGUUCCGAUCAAGCUCGAUCUUCGUGUUAAUCAUACGCUUGUAAAGGACCAGUUUUUAUGGGACUUGAACAACUUUGAGAGCGAUCCUGAAGAGUUUGCUAGAAUCUUCUGCAAGGAUAUGGGAAUUGAAGAUCCUGAGGUUGGACCAGCUAUUGCCUUUGCCAUCAGAGAGCAACUUUAUGAGAUUGCAAUUCAAAGUGUGGUUUCAGCAAGAGAAAGCAGAAUGAGCAAGAAGGGUCGGAGAGGGGCUGAAUAUACUCCGAUCAGUAAAGGAGGUGCUGUUGCAGUGGACUUGGUCAAGUUAUUUGGUCCGAAAUCCAGUGUAGUCCGGAAAAGAAAGGAGUGGGACGUAUAUGAACCUAUAGUGGACCUACUAUCCAAUGAGGAAGUUGAUGCCCUUGAAGCAAAGGAAGAGAGAAAUUUCAGGUGA
Molecule: messenger RNA, 723 nt
Organism: Sphenostylis stenocarpa
Lineage: Eukaryota; Viridiplantae; Streptophyta; Magnoliopsida; Fabales; Fabaceae
Source: the annotation of a GenBank genome assembly